UUUAUUAUCAAUAGUCUCUCUUUCUCUAUGGUAAUCGAUUAUGCUAAAAAUCCUCGCUACAUGCUCGCGCUUGAGCUCGCUGGCUCUGCCGAUUCGACGGUUGGAGCUCGCAGUCGCAGCUCACAAUCGAUUUGUUGUCGUUUUUAAUUGGAUACAUACAACCAACAGCCACAACUUGUCAGACAAGCAGAAUCAGAAUGCAACGGAGAAUGGCAAACGGAAAAGAGAUAGCAGCAACAGUUCCAGUCCACCUUCAAAGAACAUUAAACGUACAAAGUCAAAGACAGUUUCCAAGACACCUUCGCCAAGCGUUAAGCCUCGUACCAAAUUAGGAGCUACUCCAAAAAUUAAGCCCAGUAAGCUUUCUCCUGGAGCAUCAAAAAAGGCAGAAAAAAGGCAACUGAAAGAUACGCCUGGUAAAAAGAAAAAGGAAGAGGCUGAAAAUAUAAAUGAUGCUGAAGAAAAGGUAAAGAAUAAUCAUAUAGAAAACGGUACAGCUGAAGAGAAAAAUAAAAAAGAAGAAUCUACAUUUUCGAUGAAGAAAUCAAAGUCCAAUGAGGCAGGAAAAGUAAAAAAGACUGUAAAAAAGAAAUGGUCUAAGAUAGUUCAGUUGGUAGAUUCCAGUGAUGAUGAGACUCAUCUACCUUUACCUGAAAGUCCAAAAAAAUCAGAGACUGACAACGAGGAGAAGAAGACUGAAAGUGUAGACGAGUCGAGCAACAUAAAUAAAAAUGCUUCCAAUAAUGACACAAAUGAAAGCGCUUUGGACAAUGAAGAGAAAAAUCAAAGUCCAAAGAAAGAGUCUACGCCUGAGAAAUCACAGACUUCCUCUAAGGAUGAAAAUCCAAAGAAAGAGCCUACACCCGAAAACAAGGCUAAGAAAGUGCCCAACUUUUUUAUGUUUAAGCAAAAGGGCGACACAAAAGAUGAUAAAGUGAACAAUGGAAAAAGCGCCAACCAGUCUUACAAUCCCAGCGCAUCCGUCUAUCAUCCGAUAGACAAUGCGUGCUGGAAACGAGGGGACAAAACUCCAUAUAGCGCAUUCGUGCGCACCUUGGAGAUCAUCGAAGAAACUAGUGCAAGAUUAAAGAUAAUAGAGAUACUGUCAAAUUACUUCCGAUCUGUCAUAGUUCUGACCCCCGAGGAUCUUUUGCCGAGCGUUUAUCUGUGCCUUAAUCAAUUAGCGCCAGCGUACGAAGGAGUUGAGUUUGGAAUCGCUGAUACGAAUUUGAUGAAGGCGAUAGCGCAAUGUACUGGUAGGACACUGGCACAAAUUAGAGUCGAUGUCCAGGAGGUUGGCGAUUUGGGAAUUGUAGCAGAAAAUAGUAAAUCUAAUCAGAGAACCAUGUUUCAACCAGCACCAUUGACGGUUCCCAACGUAUACUCUAGAUUGAUGGAAAUUGCUCAGAUGACAGGACACGCGUCUCUAUCGAAAAAGUUAGAUAAAAUUCAGACGCUGUUUGUAGCAUGCCGUAAUACAGAAGCAAGAUAUCUAGUUAGAUUGGUGGCUGGGAAGCUUCGUAUCGGAUUGGCGGAACAAUCUGUUUUACAAGCAUUAGCUUUAGCUUGUGCGAUGACACCGCCAGAACAAAAGUAUCCACCAGAAAUUCUGAACGCAAGCAAAAAGAUGUCGAGUGAUCGUUUCAAAGAGAAAUAUGAUCAAAUAGCACUUAUAUUGAAAACAACAUAUUGUGAAUGUCCGAAUUAUAAUCGUAUAAUUCCUGUUUUACUGGAAGACGGAAUUAAUACCUUGCCGAGCAAGUGCAAACUUACUCCUGGAAUACCCUUGAAACCUAUGUUGGCGCAUCCUACCAAAGGUGUUCAAGAAGUCCUAACGCGAUUUGAGGGUUUGAAAUUUACUUGUGAAUGGAAGUAUGACGGGGAAAGAGCUCAGAUACACGUUGCGGACGAUGGUCAAAUAAAAAUAUACAGUAGAAAUCAGGAGGACAAUACUACCAAGUAUCCAGAUAUCAUUAAGCGAUUCAAGAAUAGUCGCGGUGAUGAAGUGAAGAAUUGUAUACUCGAUUGCGAGGCGGUCGGUUGGGAUAGCGACAAGAAACAAAUUUUACCGUUCCAAAUACUCAGUACAAGAAAGCGGAAGGAUGCUAAUGAGGAGGAUAUUAAAGUACAAGUAUGCGUGUUUAUGUUUGAUCUGUUAUAUCUAAAUGAUGAACCAUUGGUGAAGGAACCGUUCCUGAAACGUCGUGAGUUGUUGAAACAGCAUUUCAAGGAAGUGGAAGGUGAAUGGAAAUUCGCUAAUAGUUUAGAUGCCUCGACGAUGGAAGAGGUGGAAGUUUUUUUGGACGAAUCUGUGAAGGGAAAUUGCGAGGGUUUGAUGGUAAAGACGUUGGAAAAGGAGGCGACCUAUGAGAUCGCGAAGCGAUCGAGAAACUGGCUGAAGCUGAAAAAGGACUACUUGGAUGGCGUCGGCGAUACGCUCGACGUAGUUGUAAUCGGUGGUUAUAUCGGCAAGGGAAAGAGGACUGGCACUUAUGGUGGUUUCCUCUUAGCUUGUUAUGAUCAGGAAAAUGAAGAGUACCAGAGCGUCUGUAAGAUCGGUACGGGAUUCAAAGAAGAUGACCUCGAAAAUCACACCAAAUUCUUCAAAGAUCUUAUAGUACCACAGGCCAAAUCGUACUAUCGCUUCGAUAGCAGUCAUGAGCCGGAUCACUGGUUUGAGCCAGUUCAAGUUUGGGAGAUCAAGUGUGCCGAUCUCUCCCUCUCGCCAGUACACAGAGCAGCUAUCGGAAUAGUUGAUCCAGAAAAGGGAAUAUCUUUAAGGUUUCCGCGAUUUAUCAGGAUCCGCGAGGAUAAGACCUGCGAACAGGCCACUUCUGCUCAAGACGUGGCAAAUAUGUAUAAUAAUCAAGAACAGAUAAAAAAUAAAACUCCGGUAUCGAAAGCCACGGAGGAAGAUUUCUAUUAAUUUUUUAUUUCACGACGCAUAAA
This is a messenger RNA of Mycetomoellerius zeteki, 2949 nucleotides long. RefSeq names its product DNA ligase 1 (gene DNAlig1). Lineage: Eukaryota; Metazoa; Arthropoda; Insecta; Hymenoptera; Formicidae. The transcript is spliced from 14 exons. Gene Ontology annotation, biological process: DNA biosynthetic process; DNA recombination; lagging strand elongation. Gene Ontology annotation, molecular function: ATP binding; DNA ligase (ATP) activity; DNA binding. Gene Ontology annotation, cellular component: nucleus; mitochondrion. The record is from RefSeq and is a predicted model, not a curated record. The coding region runs from base 41 to 2926 and encodes 961 amino acids.